This is a messenger RNA of Sclerotinia borealis F-4128, 1443 nucleotides long. The record is from the annotation of a GenBank genome assembly. Lineage: Eukaryota; Fungi; Ascomycota; Leotiomycetes; Helotiales; Sclerotiniaceae.
AUGCCUCUUAUGAAGAAGUCAUUCCCAUCUAGGGAAUUGGAAAUCGAACGACCAAAUUCCAGAGCUUCGAUAGUCUCAAGUUUCGCCAAUUUCGACUACGACGACAAUUCAAAUAUUGACAUUGAUAUGGAAGCUUCAGUGAUGAAUAGGUCAAGGCCAAAGAAGACGCCCAGCAUGCCCAAGAUACCCAAGAUACCCACUAUACCUCAGAGAAACAGCAAGAGAACUUCGACGAUAUUGAACAAUGUUAUGACGGAAUUGAAGUGUAUGGAUGGCUUUGAAGCUACAAAAGAGGUGGUGGUGGAAGAACCAGAAUCUGAAAUAUCAAAUCCUCAUGAAUUAUAUCUUUCGAGCGAAGAAGAUGCUUCACUCUCAGACACGGACUCGAUACUCGAUUUCGAAAUUGCUCCUCCUGCCAAACACCCUGGGCCUCGAAGUUCCUCUCGUGCAUCUGCUGAAGUAACCGCAAGAGUAGUCUCCUUUACUCUUGUCUCAAAACCUCGAGUGGUGGAAAUUCCCCGUCCUACAAGCUUUCACUCGAAUCCCACAUCUCGCAAUGUUUCCCCUGUCACCGACUAUCAAAUCCGCCAUUCAGUCGCAGGUAUCGCAUCAUUAGCGCCCAUCCCCUCACCACAUCCUCCACGACGAAGCUCCCGACAGAGCUCACCACGUCGAAGCUCCGCCCGUCGUCUCUCCAUCUCAUCACUGGGUGCCCUCUCCAAAAUCAACACAAAUUACCCCAAUGCCUCCAGCAUGACCCUCCCCCAACAACCCUCCAAACUCAACUCCACCACCACCUUCUUGCAACCCGUCUCCGCCUCCUCCAAUCCCUCCCCCCAACACGCCUUCCUCUCCUCCGACCCCUUUCCCUCACCCACGCCCUCUCCCCAAAACGACAACUGCCCAGUCUUUUCUGAACUCGAGCAGAAUUUCCAAUCUCGCCGUCCAAAAUCCAUGCAACCCGAACGUCCUAAAACACCCAAUAGCCUCAUGGAAGGUCUCCAAGGCCUCACUCGCUCUUUCACCAAAUCCGCCAAGAAACGUCCCAGCAUGCCAAAAUUAAACCUGACAUACACAUCCAACAUUGUUCCCACCACUCAUAGCAAUACCUCGCGAUCAUCAUUGGUACACAGCAAUACAUCGAAAACGAGUUUAGUCACAGUCGAUGAGCGCACGCCUAAAGAGAGUAAAUUCGGGAGCAUGAAGAGAUCAUCCACGGCACCCAUGUUUAUGCAUGAAGAAAAGGCAAAGGGAAGAAGAGCUCAGGAAACACAAUCGGCGAUCGAAGAGAAAGCGCCACUGAGAUAUGAGGAUAUCAUGAGAAAUGUCAUACGCGAACCACCACCAAAAACCCCAAUCACUCCUCAGAGUACGAGUAGUCCGGGUUUAAUGGGUUGGAUGGGUAUGGGUAUGGGAAAUAGAAGGAAGAGUCUCAAGAAAUAA